UAUUUUAAACAUCUUUUAAUAAUUCUACUAUGACCAAUAACGAGGCUGCUUCAUCAUCUGCUCCUACAUCGUCAAGCAAAAAGAAAUCCUCAACAUCCCAGCUAGAAAUCAAAGACAAAGUGCGAGUUUUGUGUUUACAUGGCUAUCGGCAAAAUGCCGAUAGUUUUAAAAGCAAAUUGGGAUCAUUUCGCAAACAUGUAAAUAAAUACGCCGAAUUUGUGUUUAUAGAUGCUCCCCACAAGGCUAAACCCAUGGAAGAGGGAGUAGAACCUCAGCCUGAUCAGUUGAGCUGGUGGUUUAAUAAAGAUGAUGGCUCCUUUAAGGGUACCAAUAGGAAUGGUCCGGCAUUUGGUUUUCAAGAAAGCUUGAAACUGGUAGAGGAUACUUGGAAGACUCAAGGCCCGUUUCAAGGUCUAUUGGGCUUCUCCCAAGGAGCCUGCUUUGUGGGCUUAUUAUGCGGUCUAGCUAGGAAGAAGUUGACAUCUAUACGCCCGGAAUUUGCCAUACUCUCGUCUGGCUUCCUAUCCGGUAGUUUAGUACAUAAAAGCGCUUACGAAGAAUCCAUUAUCAUUCCCACACUACAUGUCUAUGGUUUAUCCGAUGAAAUCAUACCCAAAGAAAUGAGCCAAGAGUUGGCCAAUCAUUUUAAAAAUGUCGAAGUCCUAGAACAUAAUGGCGGACAUUAUUUCCCAGCCACAUCCCAGCAAAAACAAACCUAUAUAAAUUUCUUUCAAGAUCGUUUGCAAGAGUAUUUGGAAAAUUUAGAAUUACAACAAACCUCAAAUGCAGCCUUUGUGGAGGAGCAACAAGGAGAAGAGGUGGAGGGUGAAAUACAAACAAUAUCCGAUGAUUCCGAGGACAGUGCAUGAAGAGAUCACGAAUUUUAUAAGUUUAUAAAAAUUAAUUUUAUUUUUUUUUGUAAUAUUUUGUUUUAUUCUUUUUUAAUUUUCAAUUAAUAAAAUUAAACCGAAACAUAAUUAUAAUUUAAAUUAAAUAGAAGAAAAUAAUAAAAAUUAAAAAAAGAAAAUAA
Calliphora vicina (urban bluebottle blowfly) is the source of this 1030-nucleotide messenger RNA. RefSeq names its product esterase CG5412. The transcript has 2 exons. Gene Ontology annotation, cellular component: cytoplasm; nucleus. Gene Ontology annotation, molecular function: hydrolase activity. NCBI's taxonomy places the organism in Eukaryota, Metazoa, Arthropoda, Insecta, Diptera, Calliphoridae. The record is from RefSeq and is a predicted model, not a curated record. Gene Ontology annotation, biological process: response to retinoic acid. The coding region runs from base 30 to 869 and encodes 279 amino acids.